Blepharisma stoltei is the source of this 519-nucleotide messenger RNA. Lineage: Eukaryota; Ciliophora; Heterotrichea; Heterotrichida; Blepharismidae. The record is from the annotation of a GenBank genome assembly.
AUGUCAGUCUCCAGCUAUCUUCAAUGGGUGAAUUGAAAAAAGCAACAGGAGUCUCAUAAGAAAAAAAUUGAAGAAAUUCAACGAUCUCAUUCAUCAUUAGACAAUUUGCCUCCAAAGCGAUAUAAUCACUGCUAUAAUUCCAAAUCUUUAACUGAUAGAUGUAACUUCCAUAUAGUUCUAAACGAAAAAAUAUCAAAAGAAAACUCAGCAAUGCUUAGCAGACUUUCAUCAAUAAUUAAUUCGCCACCUAAUGUCCAGAUUAGCCAAGGAAAUAAUGAGCUGGGUCUUUGGUCUCAAACUUGUAAAGCAGAAAAAAGGAGAAAACUUUCAUUUGAUAACAUCGCUCUAGCGAAGAGAAUAAUUAACACCAAAAGCCAAAUAAAUUUCAGUAAAUUUGAAGAAGAGUAUAAACAAUCAGUAAAAUAUAGUGAUAUAAGAAGAAAAAGAAAGAAUAAGUUAAGUACUGAUAGCCAAAACUUGGUGAUCUUAGUAAAAAACGAGCUAAAGGCAAUGCAAUAA